AUGCAAUAAGAUCAUUGGCCUUUUCCUCAUCGUUAAGAUCUCAUAAGUCUUUUAACAAUAAGUAAUUAAUAUAUAUAAAAAUUUUAGAAAACUAAAAAAGAGAUUUCAUCUAUGAAAAUAGAUCAUAAUCUACAAUGACAAUAUAAGGCAUUGAUGGAACAGCUCCUAAAUUAAAACCAUACCAAUAUUUAAAUAAAGAAUAAUUUUGUAAUCGUGAUGACGAUAUUCCAGGAACUAGAUCUAGACCGCUAAUUAGAUCAAACAAUAGAUCUGAUAAUAAAUUAAUUGUUGAUGAUAUUAAAGAAACUAUGUCUAAAGUUAAUAAAUUUUCAAUCAAUUGA
Molecule: messenger RNA, 341 nt
Organism: Paramecium primaurelia
Lineage: Eukaryota; Ciliophora; Oligohymenophorea; Peniculida; Parameciidae
Source: the annotation of a GenBank genome assembly